Acaulospora morrowiae is the source of this 1164-nucleotide messenger RNA. The record is from the annotation of a GenBank genome assembly. Lineage: Eukaryota; Fungi; Glomeromycota; Glomeromycetes; Diversisporales; Acaulosporaceae.
AUGUCUCUGUCUUUUAUUUCGAGUCAGGGCUUCUACAACACUACCUGCGGAUAUUGUAAUUCUGAGGAAAGAACCUCACGAAAAUUCUACUUAAAUUCUAUCACUUUGACGUGUCAAGAUUACCAAGAUCUCAUUGACCGUGGCUGGCGACGAUCUGGAACUUGCUUAUAUAAACCCGACUUGCUAGACAUAAAGGAUAACCUUUUCUGUAAUAAAAAAAGAUUAGAUGCAAAUAAAUUUCAAGCUUCGAAGUCACAACGGAAGGUAGUAAAUAGGUUUAAUCGGUUCGUUGAAGGAACAUACGUGCCCUCCGAAGCAUCCGUAGGCGAUGAUGGACCAUCGGAGAAACAAUCACACGUGAAUGGAACAGGGAAAACCGGAAAACAAGUGGGAAAAAUUUUUGAAAUAAUAAAGACUAUUCAUGAGGCCGAGGAUCGAGAGGAUUAUAAACACAAGUUUAGGAUAGUGUUCGAACGAUCUUCUUUUACUCAAGAAAAAUAUCAACUUUAUCGCAAAUAUCAAAUUAAUAUUCACAAAGAUCCCGAAGAUGAAGUGACUAAAAAUGGAUUCAGAAGGUUUUUAGUGGAAUCUCCUUUACAAUAUGAAUCAUCCGGGGUGCAAAACACUUCAGAAUAUGGGUCAUUUCAUCAAUGUUAUUUCUUGGAUGACAAACUGAUUGCGAUUGCGGUUCUCGAUAUUCUUCCUAAGUGUGUGUCGUCUGUUUACUUUUUAUAUGAUCCGGAUUUUGGGUUUCUACAGCUUGGAAUAUAUAGUGCCCUCAGGGAGAUAGCUUUAACCAAAGAAUACUACAACGCUGGAUUGGAAAAGUUGAAUUGGUAUUAUAUGGGAUAUUACAUUCAUAAUUGUCAAAAGAUGAAGUACAAAGGAAAUUAUAAACCGUCUGAACUUUUGGAUCGCGAUACAUAUGAAUGGUAUCCAUUUGAAUAUUGUGCACGUCUGCUGGAUCAAAGUGAAUAUGUCUCAUUUUCAAACCCACCCAAUCAAACAGAAGACAAUAAUGAAAAAAAAGAUAAAGAAAAUCCAAAAAAAUAUACAUCGCUGUUACCGCCACCAGGGAUGCUUGAUCCUGAAAGUGUUGCUGAUAACGAAAUUGAAGAUAUCAAUGUUCUACUACAUGAUAACAAUAUGAUCCUUCCAUAUCAU